AUGCAAGACGUUUCUGAAGAGCUAACUGAAGAGCUCGCCGAGUCUAUCGACUCUUGGAGGCACUCGGUUCCUAGUCGCAUGGAGCGCGAGGAUCCUUUCCUCGACGAUGGCUUCAUAGCUCGACCGAGCACUCGCGUUACGUUUCGUGAACCAGAGAGACCAAUGCGCCGUCCAUCCACUCGCCUCGCCUUCAUCCGCGCCGCCAUCCCCGUCUUCCACAGGCGGCCAGUGACCCCCUCCGACGGACUCCUCCAAGGACCGCUGAUAGAGCGCCCCGAAACCGCGCUGGGAAUCCGAGACGACGAUGGCGAUGAGGCGGCGGGAGCAAAGAACCCACGGCGGCGCAGAGGCGGCCUUUUGGGCCUGUUUAGCCGCAAGAGAAAGCAGCGCAGCCCGUCGCCGUCGCCGUCGCCGCAGGUGGUGCUGAAUGUGCCGUUGACGAUUCAUUUCUUGUUUGUGGGGGCCAAGUCGGCGGGACAGACGUCCUUGUUGUUCCGCGCGCGUUAUGGCCAAUUCCCAGACUCCAGGGCCAUUGCUCGCACCUGUUACGAGACAUAUGACACUUCGGGCGCGCCGGACUUGAACACGGUGGAGCGGCUGUCGUAUGUGCAGUGGGAUGCCAUAUUCCUGUGCUUUGACAUUCAGCAGAAGCCAACGAUGCAUGCCAUCUUGCAGUGGUGGCUCGAGGCUGUGCAGGGCGGCUUCCUCGCCCAGCAGCAUACAGAGGUGCUUCUUCACUUGGUCGGCCUGAAGAAGGACGCUCGCGACAAGUGCACGGAUCCGAGGCACAGAGUUCCAUGCCCGUUUGAUUCGGACGACUUUGUCCCGUAUCCGACCUGCUGUGUGAUCCCGUCUGAUGCUGCUUGGCAUGCUCGUCGCAUCCGAGCUCACAGGUAUCUCGAGUGUUCUGCCAUGACGGGCGAAGGGGUCGACGGUAUGCUUGAGGAUGCUGCGAGAGAGGCGACCAGACGGGCGAUUGAUAUGGCUCGCUUCAUGCAGAUGGCUCAUCCUAACAAGAGACGCAUGUUCUGAUGUACCUCGCGUUAUGCGGAUAAAGUCGUGAUUUUUUGUGAAAUUUGGGGGGUAUCAAAGGUUUGAAAGGGGGUUUAUGUGGUUGAAAGAUACGACACCUACUACAUACCAAACGAUGCCGUAUAUGACAGACGAAUCUUGCUUUCUUAUAGUCUAGGAAGAGGCCAGUAACUUUUUUUCGGAAAAGGAAAUUGUUGAAAUUGUUGAAAAUAAGAAUAAUUCGAACCAAGGACAUGUAUAUUUGAAUCAG
Molecule: messenger RNA, 1282 nt
Organism: Trichoderma asperellum CBS 433.97
Lineage: Eukaryota; Fungi; Ascomycota; Sordariomycetes; Hypocreales; Hypocreaceae
Source: RefSeq, a predicted model, not a curated record